AUGUCGCGAAUUUCGGAAAUCAGAUUCCGCUCCCGUAUCCAGCUACUCAUUUCGGAAAACCUAGCCUUACAUUUCAAUUACUUGUUAACUGUUUACGAGCAGACUGUCCUACAGAGAAUCAUUAUAGAACCUACAUCAAUCCGCGAACUUGAAUGGGAGGCAAUGCAAAGAUUUGCAAAAAAUCUGAUACAGGUUGCGUAUGAAAGAAAUAUCGUGGGUGCGGAGAAGGAACGUUUGAUUAGGAUGCGUGAUACGUUGGUGAAUAAGAUGCUGAAUAUCACCGACUGUGACGUCUUAAGCGAGAUGCUUUCGAUCCAUUCACCAUUUCUACCCAGCUAUGCGGAUGAUUAUGAGAAGUUAAACACAUAUGUCUCCCUUUUGCGACGUGGUCUUCUAAUGUCUUCGGACAGCAAAACGUUGAGUCGGCAUGCUGUAAGUUUGAUCCUUCGGGCUGUGCAGACAUUUCCUGAGUACUUCAAGGUGGACGAAGUCAUCUCGAAGAUGCAAAUGGCGCAGUUGUUACAAGUUCUUGCCGUAUUAUCUAACUCUAUUGAUGACGAACACGUGAAGCUGGAGUUACUUCGUAUGGCGGCAGGUCCUACCAUAGAAUACCUUCACAGAAUCUCUUGGUCGUUUGAAGAUGUACCUGCAUUCAUCAAGUUUAAUGCCUUCGAUACCGCUCGUACUGGUGCUGAUGAUUCAUCGACAAUGAACAGGAUUGAGCUUCGUCGUGCUCUGACUUGUAUCCAAGGUGUUGUUCAACAGGUUAAUAGUUCCAGCCAACUUGGCACAAUGCUUAUCCCGAUCUAUCCAUGCUUCUUCAAAUUGACGAGGUGCUUGAUGGAACUCCAUCUAGAAAAGAACAAAGCUUUGCUUCACGAGUCGUUUCGUGACAGUCUGACAAAUAUGGUGGCAGCAGAGAAACAGCAAAUAUAUUGCAAGUUUAAUCAUCCUGCUUGA
Molecule: messenger RNA, 960 nt
Organism: Cylicostephanus goldi
Lineage: Eukaryota; Metazoa; Nematoda; Chromadorea; Rhabditida; Strongylidae
Source: the annotation of a GenBank genome assembly